UCGGGACCUUUGGAAGAGCAGGCAAUGCUCUUAACCACUGAGCCAUCUCUCCAGCCCCCUCUCAGUGACUUUGAAUGAUUAAGAACAGAACAGGGAGGCAAGGGGUGGCAGGCAGUCCUGCCUUGCGUUUACUGUAGCUCUUCAGCCAUCGGGCGUGUUAUCAGACCUCAAGCUGGUUGGUAGCCUCCUUGCCUGGCUGGUGUCAGCUUGUCACAGUUCUGAGCUCUGCCAGUACUGUAGUCCUGUAGAGAGAACCACUUUUACUGAUCUCAUAACUAGUGCAUCUCUCCCUCCCCUGGGGUGGUCCUGGGAGAGCCAGAGCCGAGGAUGGAGAUGCCGGAAGGGCCAUCUGUGAGGAAGUUUCACCGCCUUGUCUCCCCUUUCGUGGGCCAGAAGGUGGUCAAGACAGGAGGCAGCAGUAAGAAGCUGAACCCUGCCUCCUUCCAGUCUUUGUGGCUCCAGGAUGCCCGGGUGCAUGGAAAACAAUUAUUCCUUCGGUUUGAUCCAGAGGAGGAGAUGGAGCUACUCGGCAGCAGCCCUCAGCCUGUACAAGGAGUGUGGCAGAAAGAGGCCCAGGACCCAGAGCUGGCCCUGGGGCCCCAUGCUCAGGAAACUUCUGCAGGCCCCUCUGGAUCUGGGGAGCCUGUGCCUAGUGGAUCUGAUGAUCCCUGUGGUCCUGGGGGACACAGCCUGUUAGCAGUUGCCCAGAGAUGGCUAGAGGUCAGAUUUGGUUUGUUUGGCAGCAUCUGGGUGAAUGACUUCUCCAGAGCAAAGAAAGCUAACAAGAGAGGUGACUGGAGAGACCCUGUGCCUAGGCUGGUACUCCAUUUUGAUGGCGGUGGCUUCCUGGCAUUUUAUAGUUGCCAGAUGUCGUGGAGUCCUCCCCCAGAGGUUGAGCCCACCUGCGACAUCUUGUCUGAUAAGUUCCAUCGAGGACAAGCCUUGGAAGCUCUGAGCCAGGCUCAGCCUGUGUGCUAUACGCUAUUGGACCAGAGAUACUUUUCAGGAUUAGGGAACAUUAUAAAGAAUGAAGCCUUGUACAGAGCAGGGAUCCAUCCUCUCUCUCUCGGUUCGCUCCUGAGUUCUUCCUCUUUAGAGGCCCUCGUGAGUCAUGUGGUGGAGUUCAGUUCAGACUGGCUUCGGGACAAACUCCAAGGCAAGGAACAGCACACACAGAUCUACAAGAAGGAGCAGUGCCCUUCUGGUCACCAGGUUAUGAAGGCGAGCUUUGGGCCCCCUGGUAGACUCCAGAGGCUUACCUGGUGGUGCCCUCAGUGCCAGCCCCGGCUGCCAUCCGAGGAGCCGUAGAAUCUGCUGUCGUCGUAAAACACUUGGCCAUCUUCAUGGAACCUGUAGCCUUGAAGAUCCAGAUACCAUGUGUCCUAGAGAAAGGUGUAGGCAGGACUCGUAUGACAGGAUGGGGAUGGGGUCCGGAGGGUCAGUAUUGUUGACAUUCAUCUCAUUGGAUUAUGCAUCAGCCACAACUUUCAGGGGGAUAGAUGUUUUCCUUUUCUGGUUAAUUCUGUAUAAUCCCACCAUGUUGUCAAAAUCCUGACAGAGGGUUGGAGAAACUGCCUGGAGCAG
This is a messenger RNA of Myodes glareolus (Bank vole), 1584 nucleotides long. Lineage: Eukaryota; Metazoa; Chordata; Mammalia; Rodentia; Cricetidae. The record is from RefSeq and is a predicted model, not a curated record.